GGGGCGGGGCUUCGGCUCUGCAUUCGGUACCAAGAUGGCAACGUCUAUAACGCUCAGCCUGGACAACUUACCGUCGGAUCCCUUACUGCUGGUGCUGUCAUUUCUGGACUUCAGGGAUCUGAUCAGCUGCAGUUUUGUAAGUCGUCGACUCAGUGAGCUGACAGGACAUAACCCGCUAUGGAAAAGGCUUUGUCAGCAGUACUGGCUCCUUACAGAGUCAGAUAAAGCGCAGAGAGGCAUGACCUGGAAGGAGCUGUUUCGGGAGUAUUACGCUGAUCUGGGCCGUUACAUCGACCACUACAGCACUCUCAAGAAAUCAUGGGAUGACCUGAAGAACUACCUGAUUCAGAAAUGUCCUCAAAUGAUAGCUUCACUGAAAGAGGGAGUAAAGGAGGAGGAGCUAGACACCAUUGAGACUCAGAUUGGCUGUAAACUUCCUAAUGACUACCGUUGUUCCUAUAGGAUACAUAAUGGGCAGAAACUAGUGGUCCCUGGGUUGAUGGGCAGCAUGGCUUUGUCCAAUCACUAUCGCUCAGAGGACCUGUUGGACAUUGAGACAGCAUCAGGGGGAUUUCAGCAGAGAAAAGGCAUGCGACAAUGUCUUCCCCUCACUUUUUGUUUCCACACCGGCCUCAGCCAGUACAUGGCUCUGGAGAGCACAGAGGGACGAUCACGCAGUGAGAUCUUCUAUCAAUGCCCGGAUCAGCUGGCACAAGAUCCAUCUGCUAUUGACAUGUUCAUUAUGGGCUCUAACUUUACUGAGUGGUUUACUUCUUAUGUCGAUAACGUCGUUACAGGAGAAUACCCCAUAAUUCGGGACCAGAUCUUCAGGUAUGUUCAUGACAAGCGUUGUGUGGCAACCACUGGUGAUAUCACCAUAUCCGUCUCUACCUCCUUCCUGCCAGAACUCAGUUCAGUCCAUCCACCACAUUUUUUCUUCACUUAUAGAAUCAGGAUUGAGAUGGCAAAGUCGGCGCUGCAAGAGAAUGCAUGCCAGCUAGACAGUCGGUACUGGAAGAUCACAAAUGCAAAUGGAAAUGUGGAGGAGGUUCGUGGCCCAGGCGUUGUGGGUGAGUUUCCAGUGAUGACACCCGGUAAAGUUCAUGAAUACGCCAGCUGCACCACGUUUUCCACCACCUCUGAGUACAUGGAAGGCCACUACACAUUCCACCGGCUCAAGAACAAAGAGGAAGUGUUUGACGUUUCAAUCCCACGAUUCCACAUGGUGUGCCCUCCAUUUCGUGAGUCUAUGGUGCGGUUGAGCUCAGUCAGUGAGGUGUCUGCUCCUUAUAAUGAUGAGAAUUCGUCAGACACCGAUGACUAUGAGGAGGGAGAAAUGCGUGGCAUGAACAUGGCUGACCCAGGAGGACGCUGCCCUCGGCGCAUCUGAUACACUUUUGUACACCCACCAACAGAUACUAAAGCACAGACACACUCACACAAACAGGAGAGCAAGAGGACAAACAGAGCUUGUAGGCAUCCAUUGUUUAUUGUACAGUGCCUUUGUGCCUGUCACCUCUUGAGCUUUCUCUCCAGUUUGUGAGGGCAUGGGUCUGGUUGCAGUUGUGUGUGUGUGUGUGCCUGUGUUUGAGAUCAUUGUAUGUGUGUUUGAGUCUGCAAGUGUGUUUUGUUAUUGAGUGGAAGCCAAAUAGUUUAUUGAAUGAGUGAAUGUAUGUGACGUCGGUUUUACUUGCCGGAGUUUCACAAUAAUCUGCAACCUACCGAAGAACACACGAUUACAGUAACCCUCAAGAGCACGAGGAGAGAGUAUGACGCUCCUGUUAUGCCGUUGUCCUUUAGAAACAAGCACACACAUGCUGAAUUGUGAAUACUCACUCUGUGUGUCUGUGUCUGUGUGUGUGUGUCUCUGUCUGUAUGUGUAUAUGUGUAUAUAUAUAUAUAUAUGUGUAUGUAUAUAUAUAUAUAUAUAUAUAUAUAUAUAUAUAUAUAUAUAUAUAUAUAGAAAUGAAUAUUGCUAUUUUAGAUUGCAUACUCCACAAGGCCUCAGGUAUUGUGAAGCACGUAUGUGUUUAUGUAUAUUUGUUUGUGCUUGUGUUGUCUGUACAGAGGGUUUCAGGGGUUCAGGGGUAGCUUUUGAUGUGAAACUGAUUCAUUCAAAGAUGAGUAAAAAGCACAUAGACUUUAACCAGCCAUCAGCAUUAGCUACAAAUAAUCUGCCAAAGCAAUCAUGAAACUUUUGUCAGUUACUUGCUGUAGUUGUCUGUGCUGGUUGCUGAUGCAGACUGGUGCAAAUAGCAAGAUAAUUUAAGUUUAUGGCAUUACCAUUAUUUUUCUUACUUUUUCUUUCAAACCAAAUUGGGUGGUGUAAAAUGUAAAGGAUUAGGACAAAAUGUCCUUGUUGUAAUGGGCUCAAUCUUUCAGAAUGGAAUUACUCAUGAGAAAAUCUCACUCAGUUUCUCUUCUUUUUUUGCUCUGUUCCAUUUACCCUUCCUAAUAAUGUCAGUUUGAGCUAAUCUCACCUAAAGGCAUGUUUGAUUUUGAUUUUUAUGUUAAUGACUGCAAUUAUAUUGUAAUCAUCAUCUUUGUAAAAUAAAGCAGUGAAGUGGGGGUUUCAACA
Molecule: messenger RNA, 2578 nt
Organism: Myxocyprinus asiaticus (Chinese sucker)
Lineage: Eukaryota; Metazoa; Chordata; Actinopteri; Cypriniformes; Catostomidae
Product: F-box only protein 3-like
Exons: 11
Coding region: 35-1390 (451 amino acids)
Molecular function (GO): protein binding
Source: RefSeq, a predicted model, not a curated record